AUGCCAACAAGGCGUCUCGAAGCUGUAUAUUCACUCCAAACCUCUACGGCUAUCGAACUGCCAGGCAACAAACCCGCUUCACAAGCUAAAGAGAAUUUACCUUUUCAUGUUUAUCUCGCUAAGUCUGAAAAGGAGGAUUUUGUCCUUAAAAAUGUCCCUGAUUUCGAGUAUCUUCAGCAAGUCUAUCAAAGAAUAGAUGGCUGGCCUCAUCUCCGCCUACCAAAAGAUUCAAUGGCCGAGCGCUCGAUGUUUGUUUAUAGAUAUAUGACGGCCGACUUUUUGAAUCUACCUGUUAAAACAGAGUUACCAUUGGACACAGCCAAGCGAAUUCUGAGAGAUGCGUUGCAAGGCCUUGCUGCAUUGCAUGAUAAUGACAUAAUACAUAACGAUAUCAAGGCAAACAACAUCUUGGUGGAUCAAAAAGACGAUGGCACUAUCAUAGACGUCCGGCUAGGCGAUAUUGAAGAUGCCGCAAUUGUGCCACCAGGCUGUGGGAUAUCAGGGAGACAGCUGGGCAAUUGGAUGUGGCGUAGUCCAGAAUCUCAUGCCGAGGGGCCCAUGACUUCACCCUCUGAUGUCUUCUCCUUUGCAAUCGUGAUCACCCGUGAUGGUUUCAAUAAGGAGAACCCUCGAAAGCCAUUUGCUCUGUGGGAAGGCGUGGAUCCAGUGUUCAAGGAUCUAAUCUGUCGAAUGACACAUUUCAACCCAGGGAAGAGAAUAACCGCGCGUGGGGCACUAGAACACGAGUGGUUCAGGGGAAUAUAG
Nannizzia gypsea CBS 118893 is the source of this 765-nucleotide messenger RNA. RefSeq names its product serine/threonine protein kinase. Gene Ontology annotation, cellular component: cytoplasm. The record is from RefSeq and is a predicted model, not a curated record. The transcript is spliced from 5 exons. Gene Ontology annotation, biological process: protein phosphorylation. Gene Ontology annotation, molecular function: protein serine/threonine kinase activity; ATP binding. The coding region runs from base 1 to 765 and encodes 254 amino acids. NCBI's taxonomy places the organism in Eukaryota, Fungi, Ascomycota, Eurotiomycetes, Onygenales, Arthrodermataceae.